Molecule: messenger RNA, 1717 nt
Organism: Nerophis lumbriciformis (worm pipefish)
Lineage: Eukaryota; Metazoa; Chordata; Actinopteri; Syngnathiformes; Syngnathidae
Gene: hif1an
Product: hypoxia inducible factor 1 subunit alpha inhibitor
Biological process (GO): negative regulation of Notch signaling pathway
Cellular component (GO): cytoplasm; nucleus
Molecular function (GO): ankyrin repeat binding; [protein]-asparagine 3-dioxygenase activity; peptidyl-histidine dioxygenase activity
Source: RefSeq, a predicted model, not a curated record
UUUGUGGCUGUCAACGCUAGUGUGUAAACAGCCUCUCACUGCACCACACUCCCGCGCACAAGCCGCUCCAAACCGCCAGCUUUUGACUCCUUUUUGGAUUUUUUUCUGAAUUGGAAAGUGUCGGUGAUAACUACGCGGUCGACCACAACCUGGUGAGAAGGCGACUGGGAGACUUUCGAGCUUUGUUUUCGGGGGGUUGCGCAGACGACGGGCGCUGGUCGACCACCACCACCGCCAUAGCAUGGCUGCGGCGACCGCCGUGGAGGCUGACCCCGCUGCGAGUGACUUCAACCGGGCUUGGGAUGAGACUCAGCUGCGGAAGUAUUCUUUCCCCACCAAGACCAUCCCGAGGCUUUCGCACACGGACCCCCGAGCGGAGUUGCUAAUAAACAACGAGGAGCCGGUGGUCCUAACCGAUACCAACCUCGUGUAUCCGGCACUCAAAUGGGACGUUGCGUAUCUCCAAGAGAACAUCGGCAACGGGGACUUCUCCGUCUACAUGGCGGAGAACCACAAGUUCCUCUACUACGACGAGAAGAAAAUGUCCAACGUGGAUAACUUUGUCCCCAGGUCCCGGCGGAAGGAGAUGAAAUUCUCUGAAUUUGUGGAGAAGAUGCAGGAGACGCAGCAGAGUGGCGGGGAGGAGAGGAUAUACCUCCAGCAGACCUUAAACGACACCGUCGGAAAGAAAAUAGUUGUUGACUUCCUGGGUUUCAACUGGAACUGGAUCAACAAGCAGCAAGCCAAGAGGAACUGGGGACAGCUGACAUCCAACCUCCUACUGAUAGGCAUGGAAGGUAACGUGACACCGGCGCAUUAUGACGAGCAGCAGAACUUUUUUGCACAAAUCAAAGGCCAAAAAAGAUGCAUCCUCUUCCCUCCAGACCAGUUUGAGUGUCUUUAUCCGUACCCUGUGCAUCACCCCUGCGACAGACAGAGUCAAGUUAACUUCGAUAACCCAGACUUUGAGAGGUUUCCCAAUUUUAAAAAUGUUGUUGGCUAUGAGGCAGUGGUUGGCCCAGGAGACGUGCUCUACAUCCCUAUGUAUUGGUGGCAUCACAUAGAAUCACUGUUGAGCGGUGGUGUGACGAUAACAGUCAACUUCUGGUACAAGGGCGCGCCCACACCCAAGAGGAUAGAAUACCCACUGCGAGCUCAUCAGAAGGUGGCCAUUAUGAGGAACAUCGAGAAGAUGCUGGGAGAAGCGCUCGGUGACGCCCGAGAAGUUGGACCUUUGCUCAAAAUGAUGAUCAAGGGACGAUACGAGGAUUCUCAAUCAGAGUCUGGCUCCUGAAAGUAUUCACACAAAGUGUGCGUGUGUGUGUGUGUGUGUGUGUGCGUGUGACUUUGGACUAUAUCGCUGCAUGGCAAUAAGCGGCCACCUCGAAAACCAUCGUGCUUCUCAGAGUGCCAUCGUCUUUUUUUUUUUUUUUUGCAAAUCUCAUGGGAGUUUACCGUACUUGAACAAAUCUUUUUUCUUUUGAAGAAAUUAUUUAUAUGAGUCGCUUUCUUCUCCGAAGGCGUGAUUGUUAACGUGAAAUGUGGACGAUACAUUUGGAGGAACCUCGGUUUCACACCACUAAUGAAGGAGUCCUGCUGAGGAGGAUGUGUUAGUUAGGUCACUCGCGGGCUCCCGUUGUUAUUUGUACACAUUCGCCGUUGAGUAAUAUGACAAUUCAUAUCUCGUAAGGCCUCAUUAAAACAAAGUGGACAACAA